AUGACUCCGGAGACUGCUCGUAAUGCCUAUGCUUCUCCGCCCCCCACCAAUCGUAAACCUCUACCUGUUCCCCCGACUCCCAAGGCGAGCGACGCUCGUAAAAGUCCUCGGUACGUUAACGACAGCCGUCACGAAACGUACUCUGCGUACAGCUCAGAAGACGAGCUCGCUGUACGUGUUAAGCGUAACAAGAGCCGAUCCGUACCGGACGUCCUCGAACUCAGUGAUUCCGACUUGCCGCCUACUAUUUCUACGCCUCGCAAGUUGGAAUUUAAGUCAACGAAGGCCGGCCAGGUGCAAGGUAGUCGUGGGAUACGGGAAGAUGAUGAGAACUCAGAUGGAGACUUGGAUGGCUUUGUCGUUCCUGAUGAUGAUACGCCUCCGCCUCGACGCCGCUCUAACAAACGCAGGCCUGUUUCCAGAUCACGCUCCCCCAUCGAGAACGGUAAUGGCGAUGCUACCAGGCCUGUCCAUGACCUUGAUGCCGGGCGUUCGGAGGGCCGCCGCAGAGCAUCUGACUCAGGUACUACGGCUGGCCAAGCCGUUGAUAUGGAACCACCAACUCGGAAGUCAGUUAUAGCCAAGACCGAAGGCGGCAAAGUCAUGGAACUCAACAUCAAAGGUCACGCACGAUCUUCCGCCGUCAAUAGCCGCGAAGCCGGUUCUUCUAGACCACUUGUCAAGGACGGUAAAUGUCGCAUUACCGACUACGAGGGCCAUGGUGGAUUCUUGGACGGCACUUUCGACAACUGUUUUGCCUAUCUGUCGGGUAAUAUCCUUCACACCCCGCAAGAGACUGGCGCCGUCAGUCUCGCCCAUCUGGACACGGUCGUGAACGGAUUUCCUCUCUUUGACAAGGAGAAUUUAUCGAUUGAUCGACUAAAGUCCGUUAUGACGAUAUCGGAAUGCGCCAACGGCAAAGUGGUUGUGGCGUCGCGUGUCAGCCCUGAAGUCCUCUCAACGUCCAAGUACACAACUGCAAACAACAAGACCGUCGUCAACCUUGUGCGUGACGGAGACGUUGUGGACGUUGUCAUAUUCGCUUUCGUUGCUGUUGAUGGGUCGUACAUGAUACGGCUCGAUGAACCUAGCGGCGAGCGUGCACCCCUCAAUCGCGCUUACCACUCUCUUAACGUCUAUCCUCUCGCUGAGGAUUACAAGCGGUCGUUGGCUUUCUUCCAUUAUAUCUUCGCGCCUGUUAACCAGAAGUGUCAAAUGUUUACUCGUGGGAACGCUUGGCAAGCCGCGUCUAUGUGGGGUGAGCGAGACAAGUAUAAAGGGAGAAAGCAGCUGCCUGAUCAUGUCCGUACCAAUGCGGGGGAAGGCUCAUCUGCUCGUGCUUCGCGCGGCGUCAACCCCGCUCUCAGUCGUAUCUCGAAGAAUUUCAUGGCGGAUAUACCCGUCUUCGACUCUCGCAAACAUUUCCUACUCUCUCACGUCGGCGAAGAUUGGAGGGACGGCUUCGAUCCGGAGAACAUCCUCACACAAGUUGACACUCCCGACGACCGCUUUACCGAGGAGAUCCCCGAUGACAGUUUGGUCGCCCUCCAUUGCAUAGUGUCAAUGCGCGGCACCGGAACCGUGUCUUUGAACUUAAUCGGCGCACAGGUUCUCGUCACUCCCCGGGGAGUCUACCACUCUGAUCUGUAG
Messenger RNA from Peniophora sp. CBMAI 1063, 1650 nucleotides. The record is from the annotation of a GenBank genome assembly. NCBI's taxonomy places the organism in Eukaryota, Fungi, Basidiomycota, Agaricomycetes, Russulales, Peniophoraceae.